This is a messenger RNA of Rhododendron vialii, 2839 nucleotides long. RefSeq lists its product as uncharacterized. NCBI's taxonomy places the organism in Eukaryota, Viridiplantae, Streptophyta, Magnoliopsida, Ericales, Ericaceae. The transcript has 4 exons. The record is from RefSeq and is a predicted model, not a curated record. The coding region runs from base 17 to 2461 and encodes 814 amino acids. Gene Ontology annotation, molecular function: zinc ion binding.
UGAAGAAGAGGCUAGAAUGGAGUGUGAUCUUAGUGAUGCAGAUUCUGAGGACUUAGAUUAUGUUGCUAGUGAGGAAGAUAAUGACGAAGUUAGUGAUGAUGAUGAAGUUAGUGAUGAUGCUAGUUGGAUGUAUGAGGAUUUAGAAGGUCCAGAUGAUGACAUUUUUGAAGUUAAUUCCCAUAGGAGGGUACCUGAACAACCUCAACCACAACCAACCAAUGCAGAUGUUAAUACUGAUGAGAAAUGGUACUCUGACCCAGAGGAUGAAGAAAAUCUUAGUCUAAAGGGAUCAUCAGAUGAAGAGGGGGAUGGACACCCAGAAUUCAAAGAGAAGAUCCACAUGGCCAACCCUAUAUUGGUAGAAGGAAUGAAGUUUACUGGAGCAAGACAAUUUAGGGAGUUUCUUAAAGAGUGGAAUGUGGUCAAUGGGUAUGACAUAGAGUACAAGAAAAAUGAAUCUACUAGGAUUACAGCUGUUUGUAGGUAUGGCUGCACUUGGAGGAUUCAUGCUUCUCCUAUAAUGAGGACCACAACUUUCCAAAUAAAGUCAAUAACAGGGGAACAUGAGUGUGGAAGGCAGUAUGAUAAUAGGCAGGCCAAUUCCAGCUACAUAGGGAAGAAGUUGUUGGAUGAAAUCAAGGACAACCCUGCCAUUAACAUAACUAGUUUGAAGAACAAGAUAAGGAGGAAGAUUAUGGUGGAUGCUAGUAGGUACCAAGUUUACAGGGCAAAGAGGAAAGCAACAGAACUGAUUGCUGGUGAUAUCAAAGAACAAUACCUAAGGAUUUGGGAUUAUGCUGAGACAGUUAGGAAACACAACCCAGGGAGCCAUAUCAUUAUCAAAACUGAUCCAGAUACAGUUGAACCUACCUUACAGAGGAUGUAUUUCAGAGUGUCAGCAAUGAAAGAUGGAUUCUUGGCAGGGUGUAGACCUAUCAUAGGACUUGAUGGAUGUCACUUGAAAGGUAUUUAUGGAGGGCAGUUGUUGACUGCUGUUGGGAGAGAUGGGAAUGAUAACAUGUUCCCUAUUGCUGUGGCAUUGGUGGAGCUUGAAUCAAAGGAUUCUUGGACGUGGUUUCUACAGGUUUUGCAAGAGGACAUUGGCAGUUAUGAAGAGAUGGGUUGGACAUUUAUUUCAGAUAGACAGAAGGGAUUGAUUGAGACAUUUAAUGAGCUGUUGCCAGGGUGUGAUCACAGGUAUUGUCUUAGGCAUAUGUAUAGCAACUUUAAGGUGAAAUUUCCUGGUGCUUUUUUGAAGGAUUUAUUCUGGAAAGCAGCCUCCACAUGCAGUGUAAGUGGGUUCAAUUAUUGGAUGAAAACAAUUGAAGAAGCUGACCCCAAGUUAGAUGAAAGGAGGCAGACAGCUGUAGAGUGGUUAAGGGCUAUUACCCCUUCACUGUGGGCAAGGUCUCACUUCAGUACAAGAAGCAAAUGUGAUGUGGUAGUUAACAACAUAUCUGAGUCUUUCAAUUCUUACAUCUUGGAGGCCAGGGAACUGCCAAUUAUCUCAAUGUUUGAAUGGAUCAGGAAGAGAGUGAUGCAAAGAAUUCAGGUUAAAAAGGCUGGGAUGCAGAAAUAUUUUGGUCAUUUAUGUCCUAAUAUACAUGAAAAGAUAGAGAAGUUGAAGGUAGAGAGCAGGAUCUGUGUUGCAGCUUGGUGUGGUGAGUUAGAGUUUGAGGUUGAUUACUAUGACAGGACUUAUAUAGUGGAUUUGAGAACCAAAAUUUGCAGUUGCUGCAGAUGGCAACUAACAGGUAUACCAUGCUGCCAUGCUAUUGCAGCCAUUCAGAAGAACAAAGAACAUGUGGAGACUUACGUCCAUCCUUAUUUCACGAAGUCUGGGUACCUCGCUGCAUAUUCCUACAUGAUCCACCCAGUUCCAGAUAUGCUUGACUUUGUAGAAACAGGUUUUCAACCUCUAAACCCACCAAAUUCUAAAAGGGGAAGUGGUAGAUCCAAGAAACUGAGAAGAAGGACUACAGAUGAACCUAGAGAUCCAAACAAAGUUACAAGAAGAGGGUUGAAUGUUACAUGUGCCAAAUGUAUGCAAGUUGGGCACAACAAAAGAUCAUGCAAGAACAGGAUCCAUCCUAAGUCCAAGUUAGUCAAGAAUGGUCAGACAUCCAAUGCAACAUCUCAACCAAUGGGAACACAUACUGAUGUACCUCCCAUAAUAGGCACAAGAACUAGAGCUGGAAGAGGAGCAAAUGGAAGGGGAAUGACAACUUCAAUUGGAAGGGGAGCAACUGGAAGGGGUGUCACAACUGUUGGAACUGGAAGGGGAAGGGCAAGGGGGGCUGGAUCUUCACAACCUCCAAUUGGUUCAUCAUCACAACCAGUUGGAAGAAGUACCGGAAGAGGUGGCAAAGCUUCAUCAUCAGGACCAGUUGGAGGACCUUCUUUGGCAACAGUGCUUCAGAACAUAAGGGCAAAAAAGCAAGCUACAGUCACUGGGAUGUAGUGGCUUAGGGCUUUACUAUGUGUUUGUGUUUUUUUUUGGGUUUCUGAUACUUAUGGUAACUGUUAAGUAAUGUUGGUUGCUGCUAUGCAAUCUUUUUGACAUUGGUGGUGUAGUUGCCAAUGGUUAAUUAUGUUGAAACUGAAUUAUGUGGCUGCUAUGCAGUCUUUUUGACAUUAGGAUUGUUUGUGUGCUUGCUCGGCAGGCUGCUACUUCAUUAGGAACUGUUUGUGUGCCUGCUCUGCAGUCUUUUUGGUAUUAGGAACUGUGAACUAAUGUUGGUUGCUGCUAUGCAGUCUUUUUGGCAAUGGAAUUCCAGUUAUUAUUGGCAAUGGAAUGUCUAUUUGCAAUGGAACAGCUAAGCGUAUUAUUUUAUUAAGU